Molecule: messenger RNA, 1523 nt
Organism: Callorhinchus milii (elephant shark)
Lineage: Eukaryota; Metazoa; Chordata; Chondrichthyes; Chimaeriformes; Callorhinchidae
Product: nuclear factor 7, brain-like
Exons: 6
Coding region: 37-1449 (470 amino acids)
Biological process (GO): protein ubiquitination
Molecular function (GO): protein binding; ubiquitin-protein transferase activity; zinc ion binding
Source: RefSeq, a predicted model, not a curated record
GUGAAAGCAAUUUUGAAACAGAGUUCUGAGGGUAAAAUGGCUUCUCAACACCAGACUCACGGUCUGAUCGAGGAGCUAAUUUGUCCGGUUUGUCUGGAUCUCCUCAUUGAUCCGGUUAUCCUGGAGUGUAGCCACAGCUUCUGUCGCUCCUGCAUCACACGGUGCUGGGAAAAUCAGGGACCAAACACCUGUCCUGUGUGUCAGGAGACUUUCCCGGAAAUGAAUCUCAGGACCAAUCGGGCCCUGGCCAACCUGUCAGAGAAAGCUCAGGAAUUGAGGCUGGCCCCGAAGGAGACAGGCAUUAAACGUCGCUGUGAGAAGCACCAGGAAGAACUGAAGCUGUUCUGUGAAAAUGACAAGAAAUUGAUGUGUUUAGUUUGCAAAGGUUCCCGGGAACACAGAGGUCACAGCUUCCUGCCCAUUGACGAAGCUGUUGAAAUCUAUAAGGAUAAAGUGAAAUCCUCCUUAGCUUCUCUCACGCAGAGGAAGGAUGCUGCUCUACGAGUUAAAGACAAACAGAAACAAAAGAUUUCACAAGUUAAGGAACAGGCGAACAGUCUGGAGAACCAUGUCACGGCAGAGUUUGCUAAAAUGCGCCAGAGCCUCAAUGACAGAGAGCAGCGUGUAAUCCGAGAGCUCAGAGAGCGAGAGGAAAAGAUUUUACACCAAAUGGAGAAUAAUCUGCAGCAGAUUCAGGACAAAUUAGAUUUUACUGAACAGAAUCUCUCAGCAUUACAGAAACAGAUGAAAAAAGACUCUCUCAGCUUUCUGCAGGAGGAAAGUGCUCGGAAGAGAAGGAUCAGUGCUGAUGGUUUUGUGCUGUCAGUGUCUGGGGGGGAUCUGCCUGUGGGGAUAUACAAAGGGCCUCUACAGUACACAGUCUGGAGAGAGAUAAUACACAGCAUCAGCCCAGCUCCGGCCGCUCUGAUUCUGGAUCCUGACACAGUCCAUCCUCAGCUCAUCCUAUCUGAGGACCUGACCAGUGUGAGAGACGGAGACAAAUUGCAGCCACUUCUCGACACCCCAAAGAGGUUUAAAAACUGGGCCUUUGUCCUGGGAUCUGAGGGCUUCACAUCGGGGAGACAUUACUGGGAGGUGCAGGUGGGCAACAAGACUGGGUGGAUUGUGGGAUUGGCCACAGAGUCUAUCAACAGGAAACAAACAAUCACAUUGUCACCAGAGGGUGGGGUCUGGGGGGUGAGGCUUGGGGACGGGGUCUAUCAGGCUCUAACGUCACCUCGUACCCCCCUGACCCUGACAGUGGGACCCGGGAAGAUUGGGGUGUUCCUGGACUAUGAGGGGGGACAGGUGUCAUUUUACAACGCUGACAAUAUGACUCAUCUCCACACUUUCACCCAAACUUUCACUGAGAAAUUUUAUCCUCUGUUCAGUCCCAAGUGUAAUCUUGAUGGGAAAAACUCUGAGCCUCUGAGAAUCUGCCGGUUGUAAGACAGUAACAGUGACAGUUUUUACGGGAGUGUGGGUGCUGUGUGGAUGGAAUUAAACAAACAAACUUUAUAAAA